Molecule: messenger RNA, 988 nt
Organism: Tuber melanosporum (Perigord truffle)
Lineage: Eukaryota; Fungi; Ascomycota; Pezizomycetes; Pezizales; Tuberaceae
Exons: 1
Coding region: 269-877 (202 amino acids)
Source: RefSeq, a predicted model, not a curated record
AGCCACCAGCCAAGGACCAAAAAUGCAAAUACCACUAUCAAGAACACUCCCGCGUCUCUUGCGGUUACCACUACUCCUUCCCCGCCCACCACCGCCAAAAAUGCAACUCAGUCAAUCCUCAUGGCGAGCCUACACAACCCCGGUCCUCGCCAAACCCACAAAAUUCACACCGCCCUCUCACCCCCCGUCCCCGCUCCGCACCCGGGACCCUAUGAACUACCCUGGUCCUCCGACUCACCGAGACCCAACAAAACGCUACCCAAACACCAUGCCGCCGCCAAACACCUGGUCUCACUACUUCCUCACCUCGCGAUCCCUACACUUCUACAUUUCUAUCUCCGUCCUGCUAGUCCUAGGGACCUGGGCUUCCGUGACAAAUUUCCUCCGCACGACGGAGAGGGGUAGGGAGGUUGAGGGUGAAUUAUCAUGGAGUCAACCACUGGAUUCCGUGAAGCGGUUCUUGGAGGCGUAUAAGUUGCACGCGCACGAGCGGAGUUUGUUGGUUGCGGAGAUCAGGAGGAGAAAGGUUGAGGAUGUGGAUAAGAGGGUGGCGUAUAGGCGGGCGCAUGGGCUGGAACAGGCGAGGGCGGAGGGGGAAUUCAGUGGGCGGGGGGUUAAGCCCGGGGCGGAGCGGGAAGAAGCGGGUAGGGCUCUCAGGAGGCUGGAUGCGGUCGUGGGAGUGGAGGAAAGCCCCACUGGUGGGAAGGGGAGCUGGGUGGAGGAGGAGAUUCGGAGGGCUGAGGAGGAGGUGGAGAAGGCUAUUGCUGCUGGAGUUGCGGCUGGGGCUGGGACUGCUGGAAAGGCUAUGGAGGGGGUGGUCGCACCUCAGGAGGCUAAAGAGGAGAAAGGGAAGCGGUCUUGGUGGUCGAAGAGUUGAAGCAUUGAACGUUGAGUGGGGUAGGAUGUGUGCAUAUGUGAGGCUUCUCUGUAAAUUAUUUGCUGCUAUGAUAUACAUCAACCGAGUAGUGCGCUGUAAGUAUAUAUCAUA